Messenger RNA from Dentiscutata erythropus, 201 nucleotides. Lineage: Eukaryota; Fungi; Glomeromycota; Glomeromycetes; Diversisporales; Gigasporaceae. The record is from the annotation of a GenBank genome assembly.
AUGAUUUUAUUUGAAAAAAUAAGGAAAGAUGUCUCUAAAACAAUCGAGUUAUUAGAAGUUUUGAAGGCUACGCACAUCAAAAAUCAAGAAGAAAUGAUCUUUAAUACUACAAAUGAAAAUAAUUCAAUGAUUCCACUUCCAGAUUUGUUGGGUCCCACAAGUAUUGAAGUCGACAAAAAAAAAGGAUUAUAUAGAGAUUAG